Molecule: messenger RNA, 475 nt
Organism: Ruditapes philippinarum (Manila clam)
Lineage: Eukaryota; Metazoa; Mollusca; Bivalvia; Venerida; Veneridae
Product: serine protease inhibitor 3-like
Exons: 4
Coding region: 180-404 (74 amino acids)
Molecular function (GO): peptidase inhibitor activity
Source: RefSeq, a predicted model, not a curated record
UAGUACCAUUACACAUGUCAUUGUCAUCUAUAUAUUAAAUCAAACUGUGCAUGACGCAAGUCUAUCGCAACAUAUAUAAAAUGGGAUGUAGACGUAGAACGAUGUGAUUGUUAUAUCUACAAUACAUUAGACUCGAAAUAUUCAUAAAAGUGCACGUUGAACUCUUUGCAACCAACAUAAUGAAAUUAUUUGCUGUAUUUCUUACGAUCUUUGCAUCGUUAGCCUUUACGGAAGCAUUAAUAAGAUGGCGCCCAAUACCAGGCGCAUGCGUCGACUGUUACGGUCGGUUCCGGGGAGAAGGUGAACGAUAUUUUGAUGGUUGUAAUUGGUGCACAUGCAGCUGGAAUGGGGGUCCAGCAUGUACAUAUAUGGACUGUUACUACAACAGAUGCUUCAAGAAUUAAAUCAUGUCAUAUUUGUAAUAAAUACUUACUACCGUAACGUCACGUAAAAAUAAAAGAAUUACGAUUCCCAA